Aphanomyces invadans is the source of this 426-nucleotide messenger RNA. RefSeq lists its product as hypothetical. NCBI's taxonomy places the organism in Eukaryota, Oomycota, Saprolegniomycetes, Saprolegniales, Verrucalvaceae. Bases 1 to 426 code for a protein of 141 amino acids. The transcript has 5 exons. The record is from RefSeq and is a predicted model, not a curated record. Gene Ontology annotation, molecular function: calcium ion binding.
AUGGCAGGGCGUGGAAAUGCCAAGCCGACGGCAGCGCUCGACACUCUCGACCCCAAGGAACUCGCGACGCAGUACCUUCAGGCGAACAAGCUGAACGAAGUGUUCCAGGAACUUUGCACGUUGAUUUUGCACCGCCGACCAGCAAAUCCACGCGAGUUCUUAAUCCAGCAGCUGGAAGUCAUGCGAUCGUCGCGUGAAAGUCGAAGCGCGGCAGCGUUCUUCAACGAAACCGAUCUUAGUACCAUGUUCACCAUGUUCGACGUGACGAAUCAAGGCACGAUCUCGAUUGCUCAGUACGACCAAGGCUUGAAAAGCUUGGGCAUCGACCGCCCCACGCUGCGCCUGCCGGAAUCCAUUCACCGAGUCGACCGCACGCUGUUUGUCCGCAGUUUGGCCCAAGAGCUCAAAAACAACUCGUACUUGUAA